CGUAUUUCACUCCUCUUUGGAGACGGCAGCUGUCACCUCAAAGUGCACGUUUAGUGAUAAAUCGGCGACAAUACGGCGACGCGUAGUGACGCGUUUUGCAAAUUUCAUGUUACGCUCCACUAUUUCCGGAACGUUAGCUUGUUUUUGGCGUCUCUCGCGCGAAACGUCUCCUGGUGACAUACAGUGAUAUUCGACACCCAACAUUUCAUCUGGAUAUUUUUCCAACGGCGAACCCUUCGAUUGUGCGUAAUGGAGAGACAGAGGAAUUUGCAGCCGCGCAACGUAUACAAUCGCGGUACCAGCGCGCGAUACUGAGUUACGAUCGGUGGAGAUUUCGAUUUACGCGCGAUUUGAUUUAGCGAGCUCGAGCGUUUGGAACGCGCGCGCCGUGUGAUUUUCGACGUUUCGGGGAUUGAUCGUUUCCGUUCCUCGGUUAAUUGCUUUCCGAAUAUUUCGCGCACGCCGACGUGUGCGAUUUUGACCGGCAAAUCGCAUCGUUCGCGCUCGCAAGGUAUAUACAGGAUUACCUCGCGCGCGAAUUGUAAUCGACAAACGUUAUUCGCAAAUGCGAGCCACUUCGGAAGUGAGUUCCGGCGCCACUCCCGCUCGACGACGACGGUGUUACAGUUCGCUGGGAGAGGUCUCGUGUCGCCGUGUUUCUCAGGAUAAGGGAGUAGAAGGAGAACUCCCGUUACGAUUUCGUCGGUCGUUUCCGAGUACGCUAGAAGUGUAUUCGACGAUACAAAGGAGCCGUCGACGUCGCGGCACUCGAGAAACGAGCUUUGUCGCUUCGGAUGAAAGUAAGACGGACAUCGUAAGAGGAUUUAGCUUUAUUGCUGCAGCGAGUCUUGAAGAAAGUGGAAGUUAACGGAAAAUGUAAUUCUCUACAUUAGUGGAUUCGUGCACUAUUACAUCAGACUCGCGCCUGAAAAAACUGUCACGAGAUUGACGUCAAAUUAGGAUAAUCUCUAGUCUGACGCUCGCCUUAUUGAAAAAAAAAAAAAAAUCGACAUGGAUACCAGUACGGUGCGAUUAGUAAUAUUUUUGGGCAUGUUUCUGAUUUUCGCCGGCGAUUACAGCGCGUUUAUCGCUUCGAUUUUCGGUAACGCAACGGAGAGGAACAUCACUGAUGCUAUGAGAGGACCCGAGGCUCAGCUUAAAGGGCCACCCCGUGAUAAGAUACCCGUUGUCUCGAAAAAAGACAUCGAUAAGAAUGACGUCGCCCUACGCCGCGCGAAGAUGAUGACAACGAUCAAAACUGCGUGCCUGCCGAAGCUAAUAUGCGAACUCACCAAGUCCGUCCACCAUGACCAACUGAGUGAAAUGGAGCGAUCGCUUUUAAAUCUUAUAAGGGAUACAAGUCUGAGCACAAUGGCGGAAGUGCCGUCGAGAUACCACUUCGCGGCUCACAUGGGUCAACUGAUUUCCGGCAUAGAAGGUCAGGGCUGUCACAACUUUUACCCGACGUGUCCGUUGCCGGGUAUUAGAGUUCUGAACAUGAUGAAGAAGAUUCGUCUGCGCUAAGGAGCCAUCAUCACCGUCGAAAUUGACGAUCGUUAAACCUGUGAUACUGUGGAUACUUUGUUUUUGUUUCGUGCUCAGAAAUUCAAUUCGCAUGAUGACAAAUCACGUUUUUGCCGACGUAACAUAUAAACGACAUUCAAAUUCUCGUGAUAAUAAUUUUAAUUACUGAGGGGGAGAAGAGUAACAAUAUUCCGUGACAUUGAAAAUCUCGUUUUAAUCCUGAAAUAAAAAUUUUAGCACAUAAAUUC
Molecule: messenger RNA, 1772 nt
Organism: Cyphomyrmex costatus
Lineage: Eukaryota; Metazoa; Arthropoda; Insecta; Hymenoptera; Formicidae
Gene: geko
Product: olfaction protein geko
Exons: 4
Coding region: 1012-1524 (170 amino acids)
Source: RefSeq, a predicted model, not a curated record